Molecule: messenger RNA, 762 nt
Organism: Aegilops tauschii subsp. strangulata
Lineage: Eukaryota; Viridiplantae; Streptophyta; Magnoliopsida; Poales; Poaceae
Product: photosystem II 10 kDa polypeptide, chloroplastic
Biological process (GO): photosynthesis
Cellular component (GO): photosystem II oxygen evolving complex; photosystem II; thylakoid membrane
Source: RefSeq, a predicted model, not a curated record
GCCGCCACGUGAGCGGCGUGCCGGUCACACACAGCGUUAUCCCAUCCACGCGCGCCCCUGGCCGCAUGUCUGGGCGCCCCAGGCUGGAGUAUAUUGGCCCGUCGCUGCGCCAGUGCUGAACGCUUUUCUUCAGACAGAGUUGGCAAGCGCAGACAGACAGAGCUUGAGAGAGCGCGCGCGAGAUGGCAGCCUCCAUGAUCACCUCGCCGAUUGUGGCGCCGACGAGCGUCCCCUCCCUCUCCCGCCGGGGUUCCUCCUUCGCCGUCGUCUGCAGCGGUGGCAAGAAGAUCAAGGUCGACAAGCCCCUUGGACUUGGAGGCGGCUUGACAGUCGACAUCGACGCCAACGGCAGGAAGGUGGGCAAGAAGGGCGUGUACCAGUUCGUUGACAAGUACGGCGCCAACGUCGACGGCUACAGCCCAAUCUACACGCCAGAGGAAUGGUCUGAAUCUGGUGACCGCUACGCCGGCGGAACGACCGGGCUUCUUAUCUGGGCCGUCACCCUCGCCGGCCUCCUCGGCGGCGGCGUCCUCCUCGUCUACAACACCAGCGCUCUCGCCGGCUAAGAGAGCAUCUACGUGUAACACAGGGCCGGGUCUCUGCUUGCAUGCACGUCUCUGUAAUCUACAUAGCUACCUCCUGUGAAUGUAUGCAAUCAACGAUGCAAAGUAAUUGAUCCGAACAGAUGGUUUAUGUGUAUGUACGUAACGCUGUAACGAUAUACUUCCUACUUUGGAAACUGUAAAAGGGUGGAUUCUUGGA